This is a messenger RNA of Dendrobium catenatum, 675 nucleotides long. RefSeq lists its product as uncharacterized. The transcript is spliced from 3 exons. The record is from RefSeq and is a predicted model, not a curated record. NCBI's taxonomy places the organism in Eukaryota, Viridiplantae, Streptophyta, Magnoliopsida, Asparagales, Orchidaceae. The coding region runs from base 1 to 615 and encodes 204 amino acids.
AUGAAGGAAAUAAGAAGUCAAACAUCUCAAACAGAAGAUGUUGGAAGAGAUGAUAUUUUCUCAAAGGUUCUUGGAAAUGACAAGGUCGGAAGAGUUCGCAUGUAUGGAUUUGGUGUAACUCCUUAUGUUGCGUGGGGAGAAAUCCCAAAUCGAAGUAGCGCUUAUCGAUUAAUAGAAGGUUACAAGGAAGCUUUCGAAAAAAUGGAAAAACAAGUUCAAGAACAGGGUGAGGUAAUUGCUAAAAUGAAGUUGGAUAUGCAAAGUACACAGCAUGCUACUAAUAACACCCCAUUAAGAGCUACUCAAUAUUCUCAAAAUGAUGAUGUACACUCUUUCAAUAAUAGUGCUCAUAUCCAAGUUGGAACUAAAGUUGCAGUCAAAAGUGUUGUUGAUUCUACUAAAACUAUGGCAAUUGGAUAUAUUCGAAGUAUGGAUCCUACACAUAUGGUUGGUAACUAUCCAUUAGGCCAAAAUUGGUGUUCAGUUCAUAUAAACAUUCCUGUGAAUUGGGAAGAACACUUGAUAAGACCGUACAGUACUUUAACAACAAUUGGACAUGCAAUUGGAACUUAUGUUGCAUGGCCUCAAGCUUUAGUUGUUCGUGAAGAAGAUUGAUAUAUAACAAGAAUUAUAAAAUUCUGAAGAGUCUACUCGGAUUUGAACAGUCUUACAUUU